Exophiala dermatitidis NIH/UT8656 is the source of this 1473-nucleotide messenger RNA. Its product is annotated as 6-phosphogluconate dehydrogenase, decarboxylating 2. Bases 1 to 1473 code for a protein of 490 amino acids. Gene Ontology annotation, molecular function: NADP binding; phosphogluconate dehydrogenase (decarboxylating) activity. Gene Ontology annotation, biological process: pentose-phosphate shunt; pentose-phosphate shunt, oxidative branch. The record is from RefSeq and is a predicted model, not a curated record. Gene Ontology annotation, cellular component: cytosol. NCBI's taxonomy places the organism in Eukaryota, Fungi, Ascomycota, Eurotiomycetes, Chaetothyriales, Herpotrichiellaceae. The transcript has 5 exons.
AUGUCGGGACCAGUUGGUGAUUUCGGUCUUAUCGGCCUGGCCGUCAUGGGUCAAAACCUGAUCCUCAAUGCUGCUGACCACGGCUUCACUGUCGUGGCCUUCAACCGAACCGUUUCCAAGGUCGACCGUUUCCUUGAGAACGAAGCCAAAGGCAAGUCGAUUGUCGGCGCUCACUCGAUCGAGGAGUUUGCUUCCAAGCUGAAGAAGCCCCGUCGUAUCAUGCUUCUGGUCAUGGCCGGCCCUGCCGUUGACGACUUCAUCGAGAAACUGCUCCCGCACGUCGAGCCUGGUGACAUUAUCAUUGACGGUGGAAACUCGCAUUUCCCUGACAGCAACCGCCGCACCAGAUAUCUGAAAGAGAAGGGUAUCCGCUUUGUCGGCACUGGUGUCUCCGGUGGUGAGGAGGGUGCCCGUUAUGGACCAUCUCUCAUGCCGGGUGGUAACGAGGAGGCUUGGCCAUACAUCAAGGAUAUUUUCCAGAGCAUUGCUGCCAAGUCUGAUGGUGAGCCUUGCUGCGACUGGGUCGGUGACGAGGGUGCUGGUCACUAUGUCAAGAUGGUCCACAACGGUAUCGAGUAUGGUGAUAUGCAACUGAUUUGCGAGGCCUACGAUAUCAUGAAGCGCGGUCUCGGCAUGAGCUACAAGGAGAUGGGUGAUGUCUUCGCCGAGUGGAACAACGGUGUUCUGGACUCCUUCCUGAUCGAGAUUACCCGUGACGUCCUCCGCUUCAAUGACGAUGAUGGCACUCCCCUUGUCGAGAAGAUCCUCGACGCUGCUGGCCAGAAGGGAACUGGCAAGUGGACUGCCAUCAACGCUCUUGACUUGGGUAUGCCAGUCACCCUCAUCGGCGAGGCCGUUUUCGCUCGUUGCCUGAGCUCCAUCAAGGAGGAGCGUAUUCGUGCCUCCAAGGUCCUCAGCGGACCCAAGCCCAACUUCACUGGAGACAGGGCUCAAUUCUUGAAGAACCUGGAGCAGGGCCUGUAUGCCUCUAAGAUCAUCUCUUAUGCCCAGGGUUUCAUGCUGAUGCAGGCUGCUGCUAAGCAGUAUGGCUGGAAACUCAACAAGCCAUCGAUUGCCCUGAUGUGGCGUGGUGGCUGUAUCAUUCGCUCCGUCUUCUUGAAGGACAUCACUUCGGCUUACCGUGAGAACCCUGACCUCGAGAACUUGUUGUUCAACGACUUCUUCAACAAGGCCAUCCACAACGCGCAGGAGGGCUGGAGAGACGUCAUUGCUUUCUCUGUCAAGGCUGGUAUUCCUAUGCCGGCGUUCUCCACUGCUUUGGCCUUCUUUGAUGGCUACCGCACCAAGGACUUGCCUGCCAACCUUUUGCAGGCUCAACGUGACUACUUCGGUGCCCACACCUUCCAGAUCAAGCCGGAGUAUGCCAACGACAAGUUCAAGGUUGGAGCUUACAACCACGUCAACUGGACCGGUCGUGGAGGCAAUGUUUCUGCGUCCACCUACAACGCAUAG